CAUGGGUGCGAGUGGCGACGAGAGUUUGAACCUUUGGACCUAAAAUCAAUAUGAAAAUUAUUUACAAAAUUAAAAAAAAAAAAAACUAACCCUCUUUUAAUCCAAUAUUCAUCGUAGAAACUUUAAUGUGAAGAAGUAUUAAAAAUUAAAUUAAAUUUGUUAGGAAUUUGGAGGUAUAAAAACUAAAUGAAAUAUAUGUAAGGUAGGACCGAAUUGUUAUUUGAAAUUGGCGACUAUGAAGUGUUGUAAAGAUGAAAUGGAGAGAAAUUUCGAUCAAAAUUGAAAGAGAGAUCGAUGUUGUGAAAGUGAUUACUGCAAUCUGGAAGAAUUAACAGAGGGAAUAAUUGUUCGAGAAACGGAAGGUUGAAUAAGCACGAAGGGAAGGCAUGCAGGAGUCAUGGGAGAUCUCUUUGCUUGGCUCUUCAACUUAUUACUCCUCAUAUUUCUCAUUGUCAUUCUCGGCUAUCAGAUUAUAUGUCUGGUGGAUUUGGAGUCUGACUAUAUCAAUCUCUUUGAUUCGACAUCUCGGAUUAACAGAGUUGUAAUGUUGGAAUUUAUUACCCAGGGAGUUUUUAGCUUUGUUCAUCUUCUAGCACGGCAUUGGUUCAUGUUUUUGGUGUCACUUCCGUGCCUAUACUUUAAUGUCAGACUGUAUAUCAGGAAAGAACACCUUGCAGAUGUGACCGAGAUCUACAACCACAUUGGCUGCGAGAAAAAGCAACGCUUUCUUAAGAUCAUUUAUUUUCUUGUACUACUAUUUAUUUCUUUGAUAUGGACGAUUCGGAGAGUAGGAGCUUUGGAGAAGAACUGGGAUAGUUAGUACGUUCUAUUCAGUUUGUUUGUUUUAAAAUGUGAACUUAAUACUACUACUUUACAUCAUAGAUACAUAUGUUUUCUUUAGAUAAUAUAGUUUUAAGUUUAUCCACACUCGAUCCUUCAAAUUUUUUUUGAUCAAAAUGUUAAUUAUUUACAUGUAUAAGAGCAGGUGGUUAAAAUUUAGGAGUUGUAUUGUAUUCAUAACUCUUAUAUUUUUAUUUUUUUUUCCUCCGAUUAAUAUUAAUUUUUACUUAUUUA
Messenger RNA from Cucumis melo (muskmelon), 1074 nucleotides. RefSeq names its product protein cornichon homolog 1-like. Gene Ontology annotation, biological process: vesicle-mediated transport. The transcript has 4 exons. Bases 398 to 820 code for a protein of 140 amino acids. Lineage: Eukaryota; Viridiplantae; Streptophyta; Magnoliopsida; Cucurbitales; Cucurbitaceae. The record is from RefSeq and is a predicted model, not a curated record.